Lottia gigantea (owl limpet) is the source of this 894-nucleotide messenger RNA. RefSeq lists its product as hypothetical. The annotation marks the transcript as partial. The record is from RefSeq and is a predicted model, not a curated record. The transcript has a single exon. Lineage: Eukaryota; Metazoa; Mollusca; Gastropoda; Lottiidae.
AUGGCUCCUUCUCAAGAAAUUGUUGAAGAAACAAAAGAAACAAUUCAGAAAUCAGUCAUUACUGAGGAAGUUGACAGAGAAAUUCCAAAAGAAGAUAAACCUAAAGAAAUAGUUGUUGAAGUUGGAAGACCAACUGACGAAAUCAUCGAGGAAACUCGAGAAACAGUGGAAGCUCAACCAGAAGUUGAGGAAACCUUCAAAGAAGAUGUCACUGUUGCUUCUGAAGGUCCUGAAGAGACUCAACCAGAAGUUGAAGAAACAUUCAAAGAAGAGAUCACAAUAGUUUCUGAAGGCACUGAAGAGAUUAAGCCUGAAGUUGAAGAAACAUUCAAAGAAGAGGUUACAAUUACCUCUGAAGGUCCUGAAGAGACUCAACCAGAAGUUGAAGAAACCUUCAAAGAAGAGAUCACAAUAGUUUCUGAAGGCCCUGAAGAGAUUAAGCCUGAAGUUGAAGAAACCUUCAAAGAAGAGGUCACAAUUACCACUGAAGGUCCUGAAGAAACUCAACCAGAGGUUGAAGAAACCUUCAAAGAAGAGGUCACUAUUGCUCCUGAAGAACCCGAAGAGAUUCAACCAGAGGUUGAGGAAACCUUCAAAGACGAGGUUACAAUUACCUCUGAAGAACCCGAAGAGAUUCAACCAGAGACUGAGGAAACCUUCAAAGAAGAGAUCACGAUUGAUUCUGAAGCUCCUGAAGAGACCGUGUCUGAGACUGAGAUUCAUAGAGAAGAGAUUGUUAUAUCUCCCAAAGAGAAACCAGACACUGAAGAAGUGCAGUUGGACAUUUCUGUCAAGUCAGAUAAACCAGAAGAAGAGAUUUCUGAGCUGGAUAUUCAGGAGACUGAGACACAUAAAGAGGAGAUUGUCAUUGAAACAGAGGAAACUCCUGAUAAA